This is a messenger RNA of Paramecium octaurelia, 1290 nucleotides long. The record is from the annotation of a GenBank genome assembly. Lineage: Eukaryota; Ciliophora; Oligohymenophorea; Peniculida; Parameciidae.
UUAGUAUUCCAGAUGGGAUGCCUAUAUGGUUAUUUUAUGAAACAAAAAUAGCCUGAAAGCUCUAAUUAAUUGGAGUCUUAAUAAAAAGAAUCUAAAGAAAUUGAUCAAAAUGAGUAAGCCGAAAUUUCUAAUAAUUCAAGUCAAGAGACAUAUAAGCGUUGGUAAAUGGAUUGUAAUAAAUUUAAAUAUGAUUUAAUAAAACUAAAUAAAGAUAGCUACUUCUAUGUUCUCCUAUUCGUAAAUAUUUAAUUUUAUCAUUACCAAAGAGAUAUUAUAACAAAAGAGGUAAAUUAGUAUGAAGUAGAUGGAUUUCUCUAUAAAACUGAGUAUGAUGAAGAUUUCAAUCCAAAAUAUAUACUUUAAGAGGGGAGGUUCUUGAUAAAUUUGUAGAGAGGAACUUUUGAACUAAAUGGUGAAGGUGUUGAAUUUUUAGGAAAGUCGAAAUUUAGAAAACAUGAAGGUAAAUUUUAAAAUGGAAGAUUUAUCUCUAAACAACAAAAUAUAAUAAUUAGUCAGAAUGAAAAUCAACCUCGAAAAAUAAAUAAUUAAAAAAAAAUUAUUAUCAAGGACGCAGCAACAGGAUUAUAGAUUAAUAAGUAGUAGUAAUAAAAUAGAUACUAAAGGAAUCAUAACUAAGAUGUAUGGUGCAAGUAUAAUUAGACAUUUUCAAAUAAUGAUCUUAAUAUAUUAAAGAAUAAAGGAUGGAUGACAAGCAGUAUUAUUGAUGGUUAUGUUCUUUACCUUAAUUUUGAAAGUGAAAAGUAAUAUUUCUAGCUUUAAGAAACAGAGAGAAAGAAUGUUUAACGUGUCUUAUUUUUACCAAGUAGCUUAACUACAAACUUUGGAAAAAACUUUACUUAUGAUAAAGUAAGAAAGUUAUUAGAAUAAGAAUUACUUUAAUAUUCAUAAAUGAAUCUCUCAAUCUAAUUGAUUUAUAAAAAAGUGGGGAUUCCAAUCAAUUAAAAUAAUUUUCAUUGGUACUUUCUUUUGAUUGAAUUUGAUACUAAAGUUGAGAUCUUUGAUUCUACACAAAAUUCUAUUACUAUAUCAGGCCAUGCUGAUAAGUUAAUAAAAACUUUGCAAGAAGUUCUACAGAUAAAAUGUAAGACAAUAGUAAAUAGCAAAGAAUCAGGGAAACAAAGAAAUGACUAUUCAUGUGGAUAUCAUGUUUGCAAUUAUAUGAAAUUUGUAUAAUAAGCAUAAUUUAAUAAUAAUAAUAGAAGGUACGAUUAUCAAGAAAAUAAAAUUAUCCAAAUAUUACAGGAACUAAUAGACAAAUAAACUAAAUGA